UUUGUUUAUGUGUGUUCAUAUGGCGUUAUAGCAGUUAACUUCUACAAAAUUUGUAGUGUUAGCGUACUACUGAAAUACAUGGAUGAUGAAAGCUAUAAUGCCAUGUUCAACCGCUUAUCACCAGUUUUUAAAUUCAUACUCGUACUGGAAUGUUUCGUGAGUGCGAUGACGUAUAUUGCUGUCUGCAUAAAAAUGCAAACAAACAAAUACAAACAUUUGAAGUUUCUUCGAGAAUUCAAGGAACUGGACGCACAAAUGCAAAUCGAUUUCAACUAUAUCAAAUGGAAUUAUCAUAAAACAAUGCGUAAAUUUACAAUAUUUACCCUAAUUGGCAUGACUUACUAUUAUACUGUUUCGUUUAUUUAUAUAUUUAAAUUGUCGAAUUGCAAUUGUGAUUAUGUAACAACAUUUGUGUUUGCUCUGAGCUAUGCUAGCAUUACUCUUGCACCAAGUUGUAUAUUUUUUCUGCAUUUGGGCAAGAUGGAUCUGCUACGCAUACGUUACCGUCUAAUAAAACGACUUUUGAAACAGCAAUAUGCCUUAGCAGUGGAUUUGAAGCAUCAGCAUAAAUUUGAAAUCCGCAUUUCGCGCCUAAUCGAUUAUUGUAAAAGCUAUAUUCAACUGAUUUUACAAGUAAACGACGUGUUUGGCGUCGUGAGCGGGUUUAGUUUGUUCCAUGAUUUCGCUAUGCUUACAAACAUGACAUUUCUGAUGUGUCAAAAGGCAACGGAAACAAAAACAACUGUCAAAGAAUAUAUAUUCAUAAUCCUAUUUAUGUUGCCGCGAAUUUAUAAGGUAAUCAUAUACGCGGUAUAUGGACAUGUAACGCAGAGGGAACGACGGGAUUGCACUCAUGAAGUCAGAAUGUGUGAGCGAUAUUUAACGUGCUCCAAAGCGGCUCACAGUAAGUUGGAAGCAUUCCUGCACUGGCAAAUGCAGAACACAUAUUCGUUUUUGGUUGGGAAAGUGACGACUUGUAAUCUUUUUUUGCUCUAUGCGACCGUUAAUAGCAUUGCAAGCAGCGUUCUUAUCUUAAUACAGUUACAGUUCCAACAAAACAGCAUUACCAAUCGUAUGAAAAACCAACCAAUGCUAAAAGAUAUAGAAUUUAUAUAACGGAAAUCACGAAUUUAUUAAAUUAAAAUGCUUGGCAUAUAAUAACAAAAAAAUCUAAUACUGAAAGCAUUUUCGUAGUACAUAAAGUCAUGUGUUUACACACUCAGGCCAUAAAUAUGACAUUUAUAAACAAGGAUAUAUACGAAUAUAUACAUACUUCAUGUUCUGAAAAUAAAGUGAUGCAUUUAAUUAAAAAUA
Molecule: messenger RNA, 1314 nt
Organism: Bactrocera tryoni
Lineage: Eukaryota; Metazoa; Arthropoda; Insecta; Diptera; Tephritidae
Gene: Gr47b
Product: putative gustatory receptor 47b
Exons: 4
Coding region: 79-1116 (345 amino acids)
Biological process (GO): sensory perception of taste
Cellular component (GO): membrane
Source: RefSeq, a predicted model, not a curated record